This is a messenger RNA of Menidia menidia (Atlantic silverside), 5186 nucleotides long. NCBI's taxonomy places the organism in Eukaryota, Metazoa, Chordata, Actinopteri, Atheriniformes, Atherinopsidae. The record is from the annotation of a GenBank genome assembly.
UCAAACAUUACAGUAAAAAUAGGAUAUUCGCUGGUUGCUGCUGGUGCGCUAAACGGUAAAAAUAAACCACUUGGCGACGACAACACGUUAAUCGGUUGCCACCGCAGCGACAGCCGGCCGAGGAGCCCGAAAAUGGCCCACAGCUAACCGGCGUCCGCUCCCGCUCCGUUUGUUUGUGGAAUUACAUACGACCGACCAGCUAGCUGGGCGCUAGCAAGCUAGCACGUUAGCUCGCCGAGAGGAGCUACCUAGCAGCUGCCGCUCGCUAACGCCUCCGGACUGGUACUCCCCAAAGCCGCAGCUAUGUUCGUCCAGGAGGAGAAAAUAUUUGCCGGGAAAGUGUUGAAAAUACACAUCUGCACCAUGGACGGCACAGAGUGGUUGGAGGAGGUCACGGAAGACACCACUGUUGAGAAACUGAAGGAGAGGUGCUUGAAACAUUAUGUACACGGGAAUGUAGAAGACCCCAAAACUCUCACCCACCAUAAACUCAUACACGCUGCUACAGAGAGAGUCCUGACUGACACUAAGACUGUUGCUGAUGAAAAUCUUAAAGACAAAGAUGUUUUGUUGCUCAUAAAGAAAAGACCACCGCCUACUCCCCCAAAGAUGCUAGAUGUUAGUUCAGAAGAAAAGAAGAAACAAGAUAACAAAGCUCCAGACAAAGACGCUAUCCUGAAAGCUACGGCCAGCCUGUCCACUCAGCACACCGACCGGGCCGUUACACAGCACAACAUCAGAGAUGUAGGAACCUCUGAGUUUCAAACAGAGCUUCGGAAAAUCCUGGUUUCUCUCAUCGAAGUGGCCCAGAAGCUCCUCGCCUUGAACCCCGACGCUGUUGAACUCUUCAAAAAGGCCAAUGCGAUGCUGGAUGAGGAUGAGGAGGACCGGGUGGAUGAAACGGCCCUCCAGCAGCUCACUGAGAUGGGUUUCCCUGAAAGCAGAGCAAUCAAAGCUCUCAGAUUGAGCCACAUGUCGGUGACCCAGGCCAUGGAGUGGCUGAUCGAACAUGUGGACGACCCCUCUGUGGACGCGCCGAUUCCUGGCCAGGACGCUUCAGGGCCAGCGGGGGCCACAGCGGCCCCUGCGGCGGCCGGGGCCUCUGGGGCCUCCGGGGCCUCCAGCUCGGGCGCCAACCUCCUGCGCAGCCAGUCCAGCACAGAGGAGAGCAGCAGCAGACAGGACGAGCUCACCGAGAUCUUCAAGAGGAUCCGCAGGAAAAGGGAGUUCAGACCAGACUCGCGGGCUGUCAUUGCAUUGAUGGAGAUGGGCUUUGACGAAAAGGAGGUGAUCGACGCCCUGAGAGUGAACAACAACCAGCAGGACGCUGCGUGCGAGUGGCUGCUGGGAGACAGGAAACCUUCACCAGAGGACCUGGAUAAAGGCAUCGACACCAACAGCCCCCUGUUCCAGGCCAUCCUGGAAAACCCGGUCGUCCAGCUGGGUUUAACCAAUCCCAAAACGUUGCUAGCAUUUGAAGACAUGCUGGAGAAUCCUCUGAAUAGCACCCAGUGGAUGAACGACCCCGAGACCGGCCCCGUCAUGCUCCAAAUAUCUAGAAUCUUCCAGACUCUCAAUCGAACAUAGAGCCUCCUGGUGACCCCCCGCGUGACUGUGGCAGCUUGUGUGUAUGCGUGUGUGUAUGGACAUACUGGGAUAAGUGUGUAUGGAUGUUUGUUUGUGGCAGACAUGAGUAUAGAGUUUUUUUUUUUUUUGUCUUCGAAAAACAAAGCCAGAGGAGUCAAAGAAUGAAAUAAGAUGUUACACUAUUUAUAAGAAUACAGUAAAACACUUAUACAAAGCAGACGUUAUCAUUAUUAUUAAGGUAAUAAUAUAACAUUGAGAUUUAAAAUGUUGUUUUUACAUUUAAACGAUAACAAUUUCUAGGUAUGACAGACCUGAUUUAUUUUAUAUAAUUUCUCCAUGUGCAGAAAUGACAUCGGACAUAAAUUUUAUGUUUACACUUUAAAGAAAACUGUUUUGUUUUUUGUUUUUUUUGUAUGAUUUACAAUAUUCAAACAUCCAUUACAGUUUUGUCUGUCACUUUAAAUCGUUACGUUUCAACAGUAGGGAAUGUGUGGAGCUGUCGCGUUUAGGGUUUUCUUCUUCCCUUCGUCCCGUUUCCUUUUUCUGUACCGGUUGAGUUUUUUCUUCUUUUGUUUUUUGUGGAAACCUCUGCUCUCAGACACGUUACCUCUGUCCGUUCACUCCUGUGAGGUCACUGUAAGCCACCCGUCUCUCACUGCAGAGAGCAGAAGGUCAGUCCUCUGCACGGACACGUGGCUUUAUCGCCUUUUUGAGGAAAGUUUUGCAGUAACCUGCGUGUCUCCUAACCAUUCAGCCACAGGGCGCUGAGGAAGGGACUAACGGGCCUCUGUGUUCUGUGGUGGGGGGGAGAAAUGAAGCUGAGCCUAAUCAGAAGGAUUUUGCCUUUAAAAAAAAAAAACAACCUUACAUUUGAACGAUGAAGAUGGGUGUCCACAACUGCCGAGACACGGCCCAACUCAAACGCCUCGUCAGGAUGUCCCCAGAAAAAAAGAGAGAACAAACAAAAACAACCCGCUGCUCUUCUUUUGACCCGUAAACGUGGACGUCUGGCGGGCUGUCCAGUUUUAGCCUUCGGGGAAGGGGAAACGUUGCCUCCACUUAUACCAUGAGUUUGAAAAUGACAUGGAGGGUGGUGUGUUUUUUUUGCCAAGCUUUUUUGAGUGUUAUUAUUCAAUAUUUGAAAAUUGUAGUAUUGUUGUGACUUUUCUGCUCAGGGAGGCUGAGAUUGUUUUGGGUUUUUGUUUUUUUUCUUAAUCCGUCACGAUGGCAAACCCCGGCUCAAGUCCUUCUAGUUCUGGCAUUUGAAAAAAACGGCUUUAACUAAACUGUCCGGACCUCUGCUUAAGAAUAAGGGCACCACAGGACAUGGUUUCGUAAAUGCAAUAUUUGAACAUAUUUAAUUGUUUUUAGAGAGACGCGUCUGUGUGAAAUAUGUCUUAUUACAUUAUUUAUAUUGAAGCCAAACUAGUAACUUGAUCUUAUUUAUAAAAUUUUUAGCAAACAUGAAAGCUGAUGUUCAAAAUGUUGGGGGAGGGGGGGGGGGGGUCCUUUAAAUGUUGUUUUUACAAACCCGUAUACAAAUUUGCUUACUGUGGACUGGUGGGUUACUCUGUCAUUUCAAAUGGUGCAACAGGUUUAACACGGGCGCUCUACACACCUCCGGAAGCCUCUCAGCUCUUCUGUCACCCUCCAUCACAAGCUUGGGAAUCAAAUCCAGCUUCACCCGAGGGGGGGAAAGCAUCCACGGGAAAUGCGUUUCUUUCCUAAAAGGCGCAGAUCGUCAAGCAGGACUGUCCCACGUCAACAACCUAUGCAAUACGCUCACUGUUCAAGCAGCCUCUCGGCUACUGGCAUCAACAACCCCUCUUGAAUUAAAGUCAUUUUUUUUGCGGCUGUAUUCUUUGGAUUUUGUUUGGACUUGUGUGGUAGUGGAAUGUGGGAGCCCAGCAAUGGAUAAGAAUCAAUGUUUCAAGGCAGAAACGGUCACAUAUGGCACAGUUAUGGCACAGGAGUCUGCAGGUUUCGGUAAUUGUGGUCAACUUCUCCCACAGCUUAGGUGGAUGUCAUUGCCAGAUCCCAGAAGCUGACCCUCAUGCCGGCCAGUGCGUGGGGACAUCUGACCAGAGAGAAUGCCGCAUGAGGUUUAAGCUGUCUGUCACGGGAUAUUUAACCACCUUUUGCUCUCAUCAUCCUGAAGCGAUACAUCUGACAUAUUAAAAUGGUGCCGUCAUACUUUGAGCACAUGUAAUUUAAACAUCAGAGUUCAUGAGCAUGAUAUUUAUUUAUUUAUUUAUUUAAGCUGUGCAUGAUGUCACAGUCUCACCGCCUGCAGUGCUGGGUGAUAUUUGUGAAUAAACCACCAAGACUCAGCUUCCACAAAGCAUUUUAUCAUCACUUUUUAAAAAGAAAUUGUAUAUAGAUGUACACAAGAGUCCCAUGAUGUUCAGAAGUCACAGAGUUGCUUUGGGCCUACCUCUCCGUCGGCUGUUCCUGGAACCCUGAGCUUCCUGGUGAGAGGCGGCCAGACGUCCAGCUGAUGUCCGUCUUGGUGGCCGAAGUCUUCCCGGCGGAGAAGCUCUGAGCGGUGCUUUUCAUGUUUUGAUCUCCUUAAAAAACAGAGGUCUUUCUUUUUUUUUAAAUCAAGACUUUGCUUUACUUCAGAUCCGUUCUUUUAGGAACACCUUCCUCCGACUGCUUGCCUUGAGCUUUUUGAUGCUCAUCUGAUUCUGAGAGGGAUUUUUCUUUGGGAAUAAAAAGUGACUGCGUCUGUGGGGUUUGGAGCAGUAGUUUGUAACGGAGUGGCUGCGUUGGGGUGACAUCAGCAUCCCCCCUCUCUCUCUCUGAGGUGUCACCGUGUCAUGUGGGGGCUCUGAGGAUGCUUUGCCCAUGAGUCAUCUAUCUUUUACACGACAACGUGCAAAGAGGGCGUUUUUUUUUCUUGUGAGAUGACAACUCUUGAAUCUUGAUCUUCUCAGAGCGACAGAUUCAGCAAUUCAAGCUAUGUUUGAAGACCAGUCUUCUGGUGGGAGAGAGCUUCUUCAUUUUAUUGAGCAGUUCUUAAUGAGUCAGAUUAUCCACUUUUUUCCCGCCUUACAGGGAUUUAGCUGCCUGGAGCCACGGCUCUUUGUCUUCUCUUUUCAGAGAUCUGAGACCUGCUGACUUUUCUUCCUCCACAGCAACAGCACACUCUUUCUUCCGAGCAUUUCCAAGCUCCAUUUAACUUUUGUUCUCCUUCUUUAAAGCCUUUCCCCUGUUUUUAUGUAUUCUUUUUUGUGAUAGCUCAUUUAGAACAUUAAAGAGCUUCUUGGUACUUCCUCUGUGUUCACCCAGCAGGUUGUUUUCAUAAAAAAAAAUUGUUCUCACUUUUUCCACCAGAAUGCGAAACCUAACUACUCUUCACUUGUUUGUGAAUAUUUCUCCAAGAAUAAAAAUGAAACCUUUCCGCAUAUUUAAAACUGGCAUUUUCCCAAAAAUAACAUUAUCUUUAAAAAAGAACAAUGUAAACAAAGUAAAACUUUCUUUACUUCAGUCUGACAUAAUAAUUUCAAACUUAAUUUCCUUUCUGGAGUAUAUCCCUGUGCAAUGGCCCCGCAGUAAAUAUAGAAUAAAUGAUUGUAAAGGAGUGAAACAUUUCAAUA